AUGAAGGAUGUGAUUAAUGCAUUCAGGAACACGCCUAGUGGUGAUAUUCUGCACCGAGAAGCCAUCACGAAAUUGCUCGUGUCUUACUAUGAAGCUGUUCCCGCAGUUGCAUUGGAAACGAAGUUUGAUGUGUCUGUGUCGCUGACUCAAGCUCUACAAGAUAUGGAUAACUUGAAAGCAACUCCAGGAGACCGCGGACUACGCAUGAUGGAGCUGGAAAAUCUCUUCAUGUUUGCGCAUUUUUCGCCCGGAAUGCGUUGGUUUACUAAGGGCCAAGAUAUCCCAUUUUCACCCUUCAUGGCCAUGCUUAAGCUCUCAGCAGAGGCUCCUGCCGACGCGCCACUACUACGUUUACAAUCUGUUCUAUCGUCAAUCAAUCAGAGCAACCAGAUACUCCAAUCCCAAACCUCAAUCUCGGCUCUGGAGUCCUUGAUUUUACGAUUAAGAGACACAUCUGCUAAAUCAAAAGCGAAGCAUAUCUACGCCUUUUUGGACGACUGCAUGUCUAGAUGUGCAGCCACUCCGGUCAAAUAUAUCUACAUGCUUGAGGAAAUACGGUCUGAAACGCCCAAGGACGCGGAACUGCCACCAUUCAGUCUCCUUACGCUAGUUAUUGCUGAGCAGUGGCCGUUUCUGGUGAAAGCAGAAAAUUCUCAUGCAGAAGAUAUUGCGACAUUCGUCAGAGACUAUAUGGCCACGUGUGUGAAAAUUAAGGAGGAUGAGAAAGCUAUGAACUCUGUGCUAGACAGUCUUCUUGUCGCAACUCCGAAAGAUACAACCACAGGAGCUAUUCUGUCGCAAUUCAGCGAGCGGGUUGGUGAAAUUUCCAUCCCACAGCCAAAAGUUGCCUCUCCGACAACCAAGGAGUCCAAAGUUGAGGACGACAAACCCUCUGAAGCGGAGAAACAAUCUGCAAUGACCAUGAUGCAGGAUGACGCUCCAGCUGCAAACGAGGAUCACAACGCGCUUAUGAGGUGGACUGCCAAAGAUGUUGAAGAAGUUGUGGAGGGUGGUCAUUUGGCAUCCUUGAUAAUGCUAUUGUCGUCAGAACACUUACACAUUCGCAGGGAAGCCCUAACAAACAUUUCAAAAUUUGCCGCCAAGCUUAAAGAAUCCACCUUCGAGGAAAAGGAGCAAAUAUGGCUGCUACUUUCUGAACUUGUGGAGAGCAGUAGAAAGGCUAUUGACGAGGCGCCUCUGAGCACUAUCAUAACAGCAUUCGCAUCCCACGCCGUCCGCGUUCUCAACGACCCUUUACAUUGUCUCUAUCCAAAAGUCAACAAAUUUCUCUCGCAAGGCCCAACUUGGGAUUUAGACAAAGUUCCAUUGCUGUAUAAAGUCCUUGACGAAUCUCCAAGUCUUGACGAUGCUUACUAUCAAGAAGCAAGCUGGCUUUUGAAUUAUAUGCUAGCUGGUCUACGCUCAGCACAAGACAUGGCCAUAUAUCGUAGGAGACGAGUCUUUGAAAAGCUUUUUAGCUUGUGGAAUAGCUCCUACCUUGCACCCGGCCUGAGGGAUAGAAUAUUAAGAAUUCUUUACAGGGCCACUACAAUCGAAGGGGGCAGCACCACACUGAUCACUAGAUUUAGCACGAUGACUUGGCUGGAGGCUCAGGUCGCCUUAGGUGCUGGAACGUCUCUCAAGGUUCUAAUGGAUAGGAUCCUGGAGUCCUCGGAUAAAAAGAGGGUUGGAAAAUGGGCAAAAGGCGUUACUCGUGUGAAGGGGAACACGUUGAAAAUUUGA
Molecule: messenger RNA, 1743 nt
Organism: Glarea lozoyensis ATCC 20868
Lineage: Eukaryota; Fungi; Ascomycota; Leotiomycetes; Helotiales; Helotiaceae
Exons: 1
Coding region: 1-1743 (580 amino acids)
Biological process (GO): maturation of LSU-rRNA from tricistronic rRNA transcript (SSU-rRNA, 5.8S rRNA, LSU-rRNA); maturation of 5.8S rRNA from tricistronic rRNA transcript (SSU-rRNA, 5.8S rRNA, LSU-rRNA)
Cellular component (GO): nucleolus
Source: RefSeq, a predicted model, not a curated record